Molecule: messenger RNA, 744 nt
Organism: Macrobrachium nipponense
Lineage: Eukaryota; Metazoa; Arthropoda; Malacostraca; Decapoda; Palaemonidae
Exons: 1
Coding region: 1-744 (247 amino acids)
Biological process (GO): DNA integration
Molecular function (GO): nucleic acid binding
Source: RefSeq, a predicted model, not a curated record
AUGCUUAGGAGGGCCAGGCAGUCAGUCUACUGGCCGGGAAUAGAAGGAGACCUUCAGCAUCGCCUUGCCCAAUACACCUCAUAUGAUGAACACGCCCCUUCACUGCCUCCUGAAGAAAUGAUACACACACCGCCAGGAGAAUACCCCUUCCAGCAAGUCGUCGCAGAUAUGUUCCAAAUAGAGGGCAAUAUAUACAUGAUAUACGCAGAUAGACUAACCGGUUGGUUAGAAGUAGCUCACUUCCCCUGUGGUGCCAUGUCCAACAAAAUAAGCAAUCACUUUCGAUCAUAUUUUUCACGUUGGGGAGCCCCAGAGCAAAUAUCGACUGACGGAGGUACGAACUUGGCCAGCGAGGAGAUGGUUGCCUUCUUCACGAGAUGGGGAGUCAAGGUCCGUCUGUCGUCAGCCCAUUAUCCCCAGUCCAACGGCAGGGCAGAAGCAGCUGUCAAAUCAGCAAAAUGGCUACUCCGAGAAAACAUGUCAAAAGGUGGAGCCCUUGAGUCAGACAAGACGGCCCUGGCAACACUCCAGUAUCUCAACACGCCUCUGAUGGAGAUCAACAAGUCGCCAUCUCAGCUUGCAACGGGUCGCCAGCUGCAUGACGGGGUACCGACGGCUAGAAGACACCUGUUAGUAGACACGUAUUGGAGACGGACAAUACGUCAAAGGGAACUACAAGUGGCAAAAUCACAGGAAGCUAUGCGCACCCUUGACACCACCAGAGACUGCCGCCCAUCAAACUAG